This is a messenger RNA of Centruroides sculpturatus (bark scorpion), 2221 nucleotides long. Its product is annotated as ankyrin repeat and SAM domain-containing protein 6-like. The transcript is spliced from 18 exons. Lineage: Eukaryota; Metazoa; Arthropoda; Arachnida; Scorpiones; Buthidae. The coding region runs from base 121 to 2205 and encodes 694 amino acids. Gene Ontology annotation, biological process: innate immune response; RNA processing. Gene Ontology annotation, molecular function: RNA binding; RNA nuclease activity; protein binding. Gene Ontology annotation, cellular component: cytoplasm. The record is from RefSeq and is a predicted model, not a curated record.
CUCGUACACAUGGCUGCUAUCACUUUGUUCUCAGUAAUUGAAAGUUUUCCAUUCAUUCCUUCUAAUAAAGACGUUAAUUCGUUUAUUUUUAGUUGAAUUAUGGCCUAAUUGAAGAUAAUAAUGAAUAUCUAUCUAGAGAUGGAUAAUAUACAGAGGCUGCUAAUUGCAAGCCAACAUGGAAAUUUAAGUAUUGUGAAGAAAUUACUUGAUGAAGGAAUUUCAGUUGAUAGUCAAGGAAAUGAAGGAGUUACAGCUUUACAGUAUGCUGCAGCUAAUGGUGACAAUGAUAUGCUUCAAUUAUUGCUUUCUCAUGGUGCAUCUGUAGAUCUUCCAAAUGAAUAUGGCUGGACACCAUUAAUGCAUGCUGCUUAUUAUGGAUUUGAUUCUACUAUCAACAUUCUUCUAAAUCAUAAAACUAAAGUUAAUACUAGAAAUAAAUUUGGGUUGAAACCUAUAGUCAUUGCAGCAUGGAAUGGACAUCUUUCAACUGUACUGCUGCUAUUAGAGAUGGGAGCUAUUGUUGAUACACAGAUUUCAGAGGAUCAUAUCUCUGAAUGUGAAUUGACAUCUCUGAUGGCAGCUGUAUUACAAGGACAUGAUAUGAUUGUUCAAAUUUUGCUGAAACGGGGAGUAUCUACAAAUCAAACAGUUGCAGCAACAGGAAUUACUCCUUUGAUGAUGGGUGCUUGCAAUGGACAUGUACAAAUAGUAAAUAUUUUAAUUGAACAUGGUGCUCAGGUUAAUGCAACUGAUAUAUGUAAUAGAAAUGCUCUAGAUAUUGCAAUGAUGCUCGAAAGGACAGAAGUUGAAGAAUAUCUCAGAAAUAAAACUAUUACUAAAGUUUUUACAGAUGUGAAAGAAGUUGUGGAAGUACUUAAUGCUGUUAAAAAUGAUGAUGUUACGACUCUUCAAAAAUUACUUAAGGAUGAUCCAUGUCUUUGCAACUGUCAUUUAGAUGAUGGAGCUACUCCUUUAAUGUAUUCAGCUAUGCUUGGAUAUCUGCAUAUUGUUCAGCUGUUAAUAAAGUAUGGUGCUGAGUUAGAUAAACAGGAUACAGUAAAUGGUUGGACAGCACUGAUGCAAGCUGUUUUUCAUAAAAAAACAGCUGUUGUAAAUUGUCUUAUAGAGGCAGGAGCAAAUGUAGAUAUCACAGCAUAUAAUGGUUGCCAAGCUUUGGAUUUGGCUUAUUUAUUACAAGAGCCAGAUAAUGAAGUGAUUAAAUUAUUAACAAAAAAAAUAGAGUCAUCAACAAGUAAUAUUAAAUUAACAUCACCGUUAAGUGGAAAUAUUCCACUGAAAGCCUCAAGAUCAUCUAACAGUAGGUAUAUAUCUAAAGACAGUCAAAAGAACAUGAGUAUUAUGAACUGGCUAGGUGAAGUGUCAUCAAAUAUCUUAAAUCGUCUUCAAACUACAAAAUUUCGACAGUUACCUUCACCAACUUCUGAAAACCAUUCUCCAGUUUCCUGCGAUGUGUUUUUGUCUCCUGAAAUGGCUGAAAAUACACAAAAUGAUAGAGUACAACUAAAGAAUCUCAGUUUAUCUUCACUGCCAUCACCUGGACAAUUGUUAUUAUCACCAAAGAGUUUUCCAAAUGUUGUUGUUCCUCCACUUCUUUUUAGUCCCAUUUCUGAAAUCACUCAAGGAAGAUUGUGUAUGAAAUCAGGAAAAAGAAUUCCACACAGUGAUAGAACUAAGAAAAUGGAUUCUUUGGCUUUUCAUCCUGUUCAUUUAUUAAAGAGAAGAAAUGUAUUAAAUUCUCUAAAUUCCAAAUUAUCUCCAUCCAACCAAGCUGAUGAAGAAAAAACAGAAAAGAAAUUGAAUUUUAGAGAUGAUAAAUCUCUAAGUUUGGAAAAUUAUCAGAGAUUUUCUGGAAGUUUUAGUGAUACUCUUUGUAGCAGUAGUACUAAUAGUAGAGCUUCAGAAAAUUCUCCAUUAGACAAAACACUAGUUGCAAAUAAGGCAGAGUAUGUUGCUAUUGAAGAAAAGUGUGUCAAAGAAAUUAGCAUCAGUCAUCCAGAAGAUGAAAUAGAAGCUUUGUUGAAGCAGCUUGCAAUGGAAGAGUAUAUUCACAAAUUUAAAUCGCAAGAGAUCGAUGUGGAAGCUUUCUACAGUUUAACUGAUGAUGAUCUUCAAGAACUAGGUGUAAAUAAUGUUCAGAAGAGACAUCAGCUUCUGAAAGUUAUUCAACAAUCAAAUCUUUCAUAAAGUCCUAGAAAACUUU